AUGAUUUCAUUGAACCGUGGCCAUGCAAGACCACUUGGCGAGUGUCGUGUAUCUGAGAUUAUUAGACCUUUUCCUCAUUUCACAGUAAAGCAUCCAGGAAAACUUAAUCCACAGUAUUCUAUCAGAAAAUUAAGUUUCAGAAGUCCUAGGAAUCAGUUGAAUAAAAGUAAAAUUAGCAUAACCGGCUCUGAUGAAUUUGAAAAAUUCAACUUUGAUCGGAGCAAAUUUAAUGAUUUGAUAAGAGUCAGCACAGAAACAGAAAGAAAAAUCUUUGAAUCAACAUUCAAUAUUGAUAGGGAAGACAAAAUGCCUACAAAGAGAGCUCUUCGAAGAUCCUUGACAAGCACACCUAGUGUAGACAGCUUGCCUGAAUUGAGACUACCUAGAAAAAAUGUAAGCAAAAGCGUUGAUAGUCAAAAACCAAAAUCAAUCUUGAGACUUAGUGAUGGCUCGCCAACAACAAGACAGCUGAAUGCAAAUAUUAAAAGUUCAGCUGUGUGCUUCAAUACUUCUCAAAUUAUUUGUAUCUAA
Molecule: messenger RNA, 531 nt
Organism: Blepharisma stoltei
Lineage: Eukaryota; Ciliophora; Heterotrichea; Heterotrichida; Blepharismidae
Source: the annotation of a GenBank genome assembly